Messenger RNA from Anopheles coustani, 1834 nucleotides. It is a transcript of the gene PIG-T, whose product is annotated as GPI transamidase component PIG-T. Lineage: Eukaryota; Metazoa; Arthropoda; Insecta; Diptera; Culicidae. The record is from RefSeq and is a predicted model, not a curated record. Gene Ontology annotation, cellular component: GPI-anchor transamidase complex. The coding region runs from base 19 to 1809 and encodes 596 amino acids. The transcript is spliced from 2 exons. Gene Ontology annotation, biological process: attachment of GPI anchor to protein.
AAACGGCACUUGAUAUAAAUGUGGAAACUCACAUUUUACAGUUUUCUGGUCCUGGCCUGCAGCAAAGGCAUCGUCAGCCAGUUUUCCGACAUCUUCGACGAAGAGUUGUUCAUCAAACCACUCCCGGAUAGGUUUGUUUACAGUUACUUUCAGUUCACCACGCGAUGGGAGUUGGGUAAAAAUGAUAGUUUGCUUCACACAAACCUUGUUUCUCGUCCACUCGCGGAACUAUUCCACCACUUCGGUGUGCAGGAGCUCCACCUGAGUUUCACCUACGGAUUGUGGCGAUACGAAAGCUGGGGCUACCCGGUAACGGAUGCUGGUCCGGGAGCGGAAGUAUGGGCCUGGUUCGAUCCUACCACCGACCGCGCAUCGAUUGACCACCGAUGGAAGAUGCUUUGCGGGACGCUGUCGGGACUUUUCUGUGCAUCGCUUAGCUUUAUCGAUCCAAGCAACACGUUCCAACCGGCCUACUCUCUACGACCACAAACGCAUCACUUCCCCGGACAACCCGAGCCGAUUCUACGCUAUGCGGCCCUUCCGCGGGAAAUAGUAUGUACCGAAAAUCUUACGCCCUGGGCCAAGCUGUUGCCGUGCCGCUCGCGGGAAGGUAUGGUAUCGCUGCUCGUCCCGGACAGUGUGUACGCAAGCAACUACCAUUCGCUGGGGGUCCACAUGCGUAAGCUGUGUGCUAAUGCGGCCUGCAGCGAGUUCCAGCUAGAAGUGAAACAAACGGUCAACGUCGUACAGGAUUUGCGACUGUUUGGUGGUCCGAAUUGGUCCAUCAGGAAGCUGUUCGGACAGGGUAUGGAGGGCUCGUGUGCCCUAGCAACCACAAGCAAUGUAUACGUUGAUGUUACGGACAACACCUAUGACGUUUCCCAAAAGCCCGAUGAAACGAUUCAAUCCGUUCGAGGAGGUGCCCGAACGGAACUGCACCGUUACGAUGUGAAACAGUUCGAGGCCGUCAUGGCAAAGGGUCGCCGGGCAAUGUUCAACGUGGCGGUGAUGGAUAAACGUGAUCCGAACGUUGUGAUCGUGGCGGGCCCACCACCGAUUUCGGCCAAACGGUUCAUCCUGGGCGUCGGGCAGGAGCGUGGUAAAAUCGUUACCCAAAUCACCAACAACCACUGGGGUCCGCUGGAUCUGGUUGUGUUCGAAAACAUUCCCUGGUUCGUGCCAAUCUAUCUGCAUACGCUAACGGUCCGCCAUGGCGAGGGAAAGAUCAAACCUGCCUUCCUACACUACACACCCGGCGUCCAACGGGAGCGUCCUUACGGGUUGGAGGUAGGGCUGAGAAUUCCAGCACGAGCCACCGUCGAGCUGUCGAUCGAUUUCGAUUACAUCUUUCUCAAGUGGCAAGAGUACCCGCCCGAUGCCAAUCACGGACAUUAUAUUCCUGCGUCGAUCAUCUCACUGCAACUCCCGUCCGCACGGAACUACACUUCCGUGCCACGUGAAGCGUCCCUCUUCCGGGAGUCGUUCAAUGCAACUCAACUGUCCGGUUAUUUCCUACAACUUCGCACCGAAUCGCUGCUACUAACUCUCCCUACGCCGGACUUCAGUAUGCCGUACAACGUGAUCUGCCUCGCGUGCACUGUGGUGGCGCUCGCCUUCGGCCCAAUACACAACAUUUCGACCAAACGCAUCGUGGCGAAGGGCAAAGAGACGGCCAAGACUUCGCUGAGCGGGAAGUUAAAACAAUUUUUCCGCAUAAAGAGCGACGAACAGAAGGAGCAGGAAGAGGAACAACGAGCCAAAGAGGAAGCCGCCAGUGCCGAAGAUCUUAAUGCACCGGAUACGGAAUAAAGGAGAUCCUAGUCAGGAAGUGAGA